Messenger RNA from Grammomys surdaster, 1356 nucleotides. RefSeq names its product TP53RK binding protein (gene Tprkb). The transcript is spliced from 9 exons. Gene Ontology annotation, biological process: telomere maintenance via recombination; tRNA threonylcarbamoyladenosine modification. The record is from RefSeq and is a predicted model, not a curated record. Bases 751 to 1332 code for a protein of 193 amino acids. Gene Ontology annotation, cellular component: cytosol; nucleus; EKC/KEOPS complex. Lineage: Eukaryota; Metazoa; Chordata; Mammalia; Rodentia; Muridae.
AGCUGUAGGAGUCCACGUGUCUCAAAUCUCCAAGCACAGGAAGAGCUACUUCAAGGAAAAGGGCGUUCAACACAGGCUAAGUAAGAACAGAGCUGACACUCAACACCAUACCUCAGCUUCUAGGCCCGACCUGUGGAGUCCUUUCCACCUCCAGGACAAAGUAGAAGUAGUUCUCCUGUGCUCCGCCAGCAGCAGCUAGCAGGAGUAGGAGGCGGCUGAACUUCAUAUAAACAUAGCCUGGAACACGCCCACCGGAAACAGGGUGCCUCAGAGCCUGUCCACCUGAUCAAACAUUAAGCACUUCCGGAAGUAGAGAGCUUCGUUUCCAAGGGGACGGUCUUCUGAAGCGGACAUGAGACUGAGGGCAUUUUUCAGCCUGUAAAGACCCAUGCUCUGAAUCUCCUCCAACCCUGAACUUGAGAUCAUCCUCUUUUGACCUCCGCUGGACUGGGUUCUAGAUACAUGUGCACAUGGAAGCUGGAAGGAAGUGUCUGAUCCCUGGGAGCUGGAGUUAGAAGUGGUGUUCCUCAAGAAAGAAAACUAGAAAUGGACCCGACAGAUAUGAAGGAUGAACAGAGCCUAGCACAUUGGCCAAACCAAAGACUCAGUAGACGUUGGUGCUGGCGACAUUGCUCAGCAGGAGAGUGUGCUCAGCCUUGGAAAGGCCCCAGCUUCAGUGUCCAUCACUGAAAAGAAAACUGAUGGUUGAAAUUGUUCUUAAAAUGUAUUUAGUUUUUUGUAAUAUACAGCAUGUCUGCUAUCCCCAGGACAUCAUUCACAAGGAGAGUCCUCCUUGUCUAUGAAAUGCAGUUAUCACAGCAGCUGGACUUGUUUCCUGAGUGCAGGGUAACCCUUCUGUUAUUUAAAGAUGUAAAAAAUGCAGGAGACUUGAGAAAAAAGGCCAUGGAAGGAUCUAUUGAUGGCUCAUUGAUAAACCCCAAUGUGAUUGUAGAUCCAUUUCAGAUACUUGUGGCAGCGAACAAAGCUGUGCAUCUCCACAAACUGGGAAAAAUGAAGACAAGAACUCUGUCUACUGAAAUUAUCUUCAACCUCUCCCCAAAUAAUAAUAUUUCAGAGGCUUUGAAGAAAUUUGGCAUCUCAGAAAGUAACACUUCAGUUCUGGUUGUUUACAUUGAAGAUGGAAACAAACAAGUGGAUCAGGAACACAUACUAUCUCAGGUGGAAGGCCAACAGGUGCCUUUGGAAAGUCUUCCAGAAAUAACACAGCUCUCAGAAGUCAAGAAGAUAUAUAAACUGUCAUCACAGGAAGAGAGGAUCGGGACACUAUUGGAUGGUAUCAUUUGUAGAAUGUCAACAAAGGAUGUUUUAUAAGAUGUUUAAAAUGUCAACAGAAAA